This is a messenger RNA of Salpingoeca rosetta, 7204 nucleotides long. RefSeq names its product WD-40 repeat protein. Gene Ontology annotation, molecular function: protein binding. Bases 1 to 6891 code for a protein of 2296 amino acids. The transcript is spliced from 5 exons. NCBI's taxonomy places the organism in Eukaryota, Choanoflagellata, Craspedida, Salpingoecidae. The record is from RefSeq and is a predicted model, not a curated record.
AUGCACAACGACUCUCCAACGCAACCGACUCAACGCUCCAACGCAACCGACACAACGCGACCACCACCGCCAGCAACAAGCCCAGUCAAGCUACCAAGCAAACAACAACAACAACAACAACAACAACAACAACAACAACAAGCGGCAAGCAAGCCAGCAAGCCAUAUCUGCCCGCCUCCUUGGAGCGAUUGCAAAGCUCUCAGAAUAAUACACUGCUGCGUCAUUAUCACGACCAUGUCCUGCUGUCCACGCAAGCCGGCUGACCGCGUCGCGCGCAUGAACCCGCAGCAGCUGCGGAACUGGCUUCAUGCAGAAGGCAUGGCGCGCCAAGCCGACCUCCUCGACUCUGUCUCCGGUGGCGUCCUUGUGCGCAGCGUGUCCCAGGAUCCUGCUUGGCUCACCACCAACCGCAACAUGCCAGCGCAUCUCAGCGAGACGCUGCUGGAUGCGCUUGGGCUCGAUCCCGCCCCUUCACCGAAAGCAGCAACGCAGCUCAAGCAGCUGGAAUUGGACGCUCUUGACGCUGAUGAUCGCCCGCAAGCGCAGCCAGCUGGCCGUGUCGUGCUGACCGCGUGGGACGAUGAUGGAACGCCACAAGCUCGCGACAAGAAUGCCACAACGCAGCCGGAUGCAGCUGCGAUUGGACCAGACUUGCAGCCCGCGGUUCUGGCGCUCGAAACCUGCGAACUCCCUGAGCCACCCGCGACAGACAAGUCCUCAUGGGGCAAAGUGCUGCGCACGACAAUCGGCACCGUCGUCCGCAAGGCCGUGCCCACAAUGGUGGAGAAGGCAGCAGAGAGCCUCCCGUUUGGGUCCCUCGCCGUGACACUGUGCACGCAGACGGUGGCUCGCGUGUCCCAGAUGAAGGAGAAUCGAGCACUUGCGGAGGAGCUGGCCCGCCGGGCCCGCAAGAUCUCCAAGCACGGCCGUGUGCUCCUCGUGUACUUCCAGGCAGAAGACAGCCCUGACGGGCUUGAGGAGGCGGAGGAGCUGAGCGAGCACACGUUCUGCUCAUUGCGCCUCGUCGUUGACGCCCUCAAGCCCGGUGUCAAGAGCCGUAUCCUGCGCUUUUUGAGCUGCGAUGACAUGGCAGAUGGGUUCGCUGAGGCAAACAAGCGCAUGAUGGACGCCGUUGGGCUGGUCAACCUCAUCUACAACAGCACGCAAGCGCAGCAGCAGCAGCAGCAGCAGCAGCAGCAGCAGCAGCAGCAGCAGUUACGGUCAACACCACCAGCAGCAGCAGCAACCUGCAAGGCACAAGCAGAUGCCGUGGCGUUUUGGAGGGACAACUGCUUUGGCGACGAGGUCAGCGUGCUUCUCUUACUGUCAGCGCUUAAGAGCUGGGUCCGCCGAUCUGGCCACGUCCGCGUGUCGGCAGCGCUCCACCUGGCAGACAUCCCGGAGCUCUAUGCCUUCUUUGCUGGCAAACGCAACCGCGAGACUACGACAGUGCACCACUUUGCCGACUUUCUCGGCGACGCAGCGUCGCUCGCCCAUGCACUGUCGCCUUACCUGCCAGGCGAUGAGAACCGUGAGCAUGAGGAAGCAACAACAGCUACGACCACAGCAACUGCAGCAACAGCAGCAGCAACAGCACCCAAGACGGGUCAGCAGCCCCGCCGCACCCCAAGGCGCGUGACAUCGCUUCGUCAACCAGCCUUCACGGCAGAAGGAGACGACGACACCGCCCUCAACGUCCACCUGCACGAGGCCCUGCAGCCUGUUGACUUUGGACAGGAUCUGGUGAAGCAUCAGAAGGCGUUUGCAGAAGGCACGCGCGAGUGGGUGUUUGACGCCUUUGAGACGUGGGCGCGGAAACCAAACACAGACCAGGACGCCCGCGUGUUCUGGGUGGAGGGAACGGGCGGGCUCGGCAAGUCGGUCAUUGCCGCCCAGUUUGUGAAGCGGUACGCUGACGGUACCUCGUCGCACAGCACGUCAGACAGCACGCGACCGCUCCUCGCAGCCCACUUCUUCUGCAAGCACGAUCACGCAGACCGCAAUGACCCGCGCAAGGCCAUCGCCACUCUCACCUUCCGCCUCGCAUCGCAGCUGCCUUCGUUGCGGCAGAAGUUGCUGGACAUUCUCAAGGACGAGGAGCAGCGGGACAACUUUGUUGCCCACGCGCACGGCACCAAGGGCAGUGUGGGUGACGCGUUUGACGUGCUGCUGGCCGACCCACUGCGCGAGGCACUCGACAACCGUGACACGCACGACGGCGACAUCUUCAUCCUGGUUGAUGCGCUGGAUGAGCUGCGUGAUGGCAACAGCCGUGCACAAUUCCUUCGCCUUGUGGGCAAGCAGCUGCCUUCGCUGCCACCGUGUGUUCGCAUCAUCGUCACGUCCCGCCCGGAGGAGGACAUUCUUGUGUUCUUCAAGAACCUCAACCCGUUUAAAAUCGACAAGCAGGAUCGACGACAGCGCGAGGAUCUGGAGCUGUACACGCGGCAACGCAUCGUGGACGGCACCAGCCUACACAAGCUGUCGGACGCAGACAAGGACGCCGUUGUGAAAGCGGUCGUUGACAGAGCGGAUGGCGUGUUCCUCGCCGUCGCCUUGGUGGCACGCGCCUUGGAGGAGCUGGACGAGUCUACCAAGCAGCCAUUAAGGCCAGCGGAUGUCGACGCUCUGCUCGCCAGCUCUGGCGGCAGCAUCGUUGACGGCACGUACACGGAGACGCUGGACCGCAUUCAGACGCGACUCAACCAGGCAGCCACUGGUGAGGAGGGCGUUGACGAGGAGGUGCUGGCAGCACUCCAAGGCACCCUGCACAACGUGCUGGCGGCGAUUGUGGCUUCCCGCCAGCCACUGCACGUGGAGGAUUUACACGAGCUGUGUGGUGGUGAUCGGGUGCAGAGCAAGGCGCUGACGAAGCGGCUGCUAAGCGCGCUGUCGCUUCUCUUCUCCAGCAGCAGCAAGCACGACGUGAUUGAGCCCCUGCACAAGACCGUCAACGACUUCCUCACGGACAAGGACCGCGCUGGCGCUCACUUUGUGGAUGUGCGGGAAGGCCACGCCAUCCUCACUCGUGCGUGCCUGCGCGUGCUGCAGGACCGAGGGCUUCUGAGCGGAUCACGUGAUCUGUUGGCGCCAGGCAGUGGCGUCCUGGACGAGCCCAUUACCAAACAAGGCAACAGGCAUCGAUAUCAAAUGCCCUCGACGGGCGGGCUCGGCAAGUCGGUCAUUGCCGCCCAGUUUGUGAAGCGGUACGCUGACGGUACCUCGUCGCACAGCACGUCAGACAGCACGCGACCGCUCCUCGCAGCCCACUUCUUCUGCAAGCACGAUCACGCAGACCGCAAUGACCCGCGCAAGGCCAUCGCCACUCUCACCUUCCGCCUCGCAUCGCAGCUGCCUUCGUUGCGGCAGAAGUUGCUGGACAUUCUCAAGGACGAGGAGCAGCGGGACAACUUUGUUGCCCACGCGCACGGCACCAAGGGCAGUGUGGGUGACGCGUUUGACGUGCUGCUGGCCGACCCACUGCGCGAGGCACUCGACAACCGUGACACGCACGACGGCGACAUCUUCAUCCUGGUUGAUGCGCUGGAUGAGCUGCGUGAUGGCAACAGCCGUGCACAAUUCCUUCGCCUUGUGGGCAAGCAGCUGCCUUCGCUGCCACCGUGUGUUCGCAUCAUCGUCACGUCCCGCCCGGAGGAGGACAUUCUUGUGUUCUUCAAGAACCUCAACCCGUUUAAAAUCGACAAGCAGGAUCGACGACAGCGCGAGGAUCUGGAGCUGUACACGCGGCAACGCAUCGUGGACGGCACCAGCCUACACAAGCUGUCGGACGCAGACAAGGACGCCGUUGUGAAAGCGGUCGUUGACAGAGCGGAUGGCGUGUUCCUCGCCGUCGCCUUGGUGGCACGCGCCUUGGAGGAGCUGGACGAGUCGAGCAAGAAGAGGAAGUCCCUCACACCGGCGGAUGUUGAUGCUCUGCUCGCUGGGUCCGGAGCCAGCAUCGUUGACGGCACGUACACGGAGACGCUGGACCGCAUUCAGGCGCGACUCAACCAGGCGGCCACUGGUGAGGAGGGCGUUGACGAGGAGGUGCUGGCAGCACUGCAAGGCACCCUGCACAACAUGCUGGCGGCCAUUGUGGCCUCCCGCCAGCCGCUGCGCGUGGAAGAUCUACAUGUGCUGUGUGGUGGUGAUCGGGUGCAGAGCAAGGCGCUGACGAAGCGGCUGCUAAGCGCGCUGUCGCUUCUCUUCUCCACCAGCAGCAAGCACGACGUGAUUGAGCCGCUGCACAAGACCGUCAACGACUUUCUCACGGACAAGGGGCGCGCUGGCCCUCACUUUGUGGAUGUGCGGCAAGGCCACGCCCUCCUCGCUCGCGCAUGCCUGCGCGUGCUGCAGGACCAAGGGCUUCUGAGCGGCUCACAUGGGCUGUUGGAACCAGGCAGUGACGUCCUGGACGAGCCCGUCACCAAGUACGCACUGGAGCAUGGCCACAUGCACCUGUGCGAGUGUGCACGAGCGCUUGCAGACAAGGUAACAGGCGAAUCAGGGCAUGGCACCGACACUGAGGCCAGCGCUGCUGUUACUGCGAGUGCUAGGCAGAGCGUCGAAGCGUGGAGCGAAGUGUUGUUGCAGCCUCGUCGUGGGGACGAUCCAAUGUUGGCGCAAUUCACUGGCACGGGUGUAUCGCCAACGGAACGCGAGGCAACGGCAGCCAUGGCGCAGUGGCUGCUGCUGCAGGCGUAUUCUGCAGAACGUGGACGGCCCCUCAUGAAGGAGCUGGCCGAGCUGGCCACAGCCCUGCUCGGUGUGGACAAUGACAUGUAUCAGUUGCUUGAUGGCACAAGCUCCCUUUUCGGAGAACACUGGGCGCCGAGGCUGAGUGAGGAUGAGGCCUUGCGACGUGGAGCUGGUUGCUUCCUUGGUGGCAUACCGUUGCAAUCACACUGGUUCGCUUCACAGGCGCAGCGAACACUGGCACGAGCAGCAAGAACGAAUCGCUGCCUUCUGCGCAUUCCGAAGGUGCUUGCCCGCAGCCCCUGCAAGUUGGUCAUCACUGGACACUCGAGUGAGGUCACCUCUGUUGGGUUCAGCCCUGAUGGAACACGUGUGGUGUCUGGAAGCCAUGACCAGACGGUGCGGGUGUGGGACGCACGGACGGGAGAGCAGCUGACACAAUGCGAGGGGCACACGUUUUCUGUCACCUCAGUUGGGUUUAGCCCUGACGGGAGGCGUGUGGUGUCUGGGAGCAGUGACAAGACGGUGCGGGUGUGGGAUGCGAGGACGGGCGAGCAGCUGACGCAGUGCGAGGGGCACACGAGUCGUGUCAACUCGGCUGGGUUCAGCCCUGAUGGGACGCGUGUGGUGUCUGGGAGCGGCGAGACUUACGGGAAGAACGACGACAACACGGUGCGGGUGUGGGAUGCGCGGACGGGUGAGCAGCUGAUGCAGUGCGAGGGGCACAGAAUUUGUGUCAGAUCGGUUGGGUUUAGCCCUGAUGGGACGUGCGUGGUGUCAGCUGGGGGCACAACUGUUCAUGAGCCCGAUUAUUCAUACUCCUGGGUGGAAGUCUCGGGCGUGGGCAUGAACAUCCGAAUCUGGGACGCAUGGACGGGAAGACAAACCCAAGAGCUGAAGGGGCAUUCUCUCCCCGUCACUUCGCUUGCGCUGAGCGUUGAUGGAACGCGUAUCGUGUCAGGCAGCGAAGACCAUACGGUGCGGGUGUGGGACGCACGGACGGGAGAGCAGCUGACGCAGUGCGAGGGGCACACACGUGUUAUCCAAUCAGUCUCACUGAGCACUGACGGGACGCGCAUCGUGUCUGGAAGCAAUGACGAGACAGUGCGCAUUUGGGACGCGACCACGGGUGCACAGCUCGCCCAGCGCGACGGGCACACAAGUGGUGUCUCCUCGGUUAUGUUCAGCGCUGACGGGACGCGCAUAGCGUCUGGGAGCUCGGAUGGCACGGUGCGCGUCUGGAAUACGUUUGUGAGUGAGGAUGUCGAUCGGUGCGGCAGAUAUGCCUCGCAUGUGAAUGUGGUUCGUUUCAGCCCUGAUGGGACGCGCAUCGCAUGUGGGAGCAGGGACGCCACUAUUCGCAUUUUAGAUGCUGUCACGGGGGAACAGUUGGGCCGGUGUCACGGCCAUUCUGGAGAAGUGACCUCAGUGGCAUUCAGUCCUGAUGGAGAGCACGUUGUGUCUGUUGGAGGAGAGGAAGAUACAGGCGAGGAGAUUUUGCAUGUGACACCACGAGACAACACAGUGCGUAUCUGGGACACGCGAACUGGGAAACAGCUUGCUGAGUGCCAGCACCAAUGCGCUUGGGAUGAGUGUUUCACGUCAGUCGCAUUCAGCCCUGAUGGAACGCGUGUGGUGGCUGGGAGCAGUCACACGACGGUGCGCAUCUGGGACGCACGGACGGGUGAGCAGCUGCAUCAGUGCAAGCGGCACACGGAUUGGGUCACCUCAGUUGGGUUUUGCCCUGAUGGGACGCGUGUGGCGUCUGGGAGCGAUGACAAGACGGUGCGGGUGUGGAAUGCACGUAAUGGCAAGCAGCUGUCAAAGUGUAAAGGACACAUGGGUCGUGUCACCUCGGUUGCCUUCAGCCCUGAUGGGACGCGCGUGGCGUCUGGGAGCGAUGACAAGACGGUGCGGGUGUGGAAUGCACGUAAUGGCAAGCAGCUGACACUGUGCGAUGGGCACACGCGUGGUGUCUUCUCGGUUUCAUUUAGUCCUGAUGGGACGCGUGUGGUGUCUGGGAGUCGUGACAACACAGUGCGAGUAUGGGACGCGGGCAGCGGGGCACAGCUCAUUCAAAAGGACACGUACAUUGGCAAUGUCAAUGUGGUUCAAGUAAGUGCUGAUGGGACACGUAUUGUAUCUGGGAGCGCUGACAACACCGUGCGGGUGUGGGAUGUGGAGACGAAUAAGUGAUGCGGUUGGCUGUCUUGAGUUUACUGGCCUUUUCCAUGCCACCCAGCUCGGCAAUCAUUCCAAAAGCAUGUUAUGUUACGUUGUUUCUUAGUUGACUUGCGCGUUUGCUUUCUGGUCGUUUUCGUUUGCUGUGCGCCUUUUGUUUGCUGUACGCCCUUUGUUUCCUGUACGCUUGCAGCUUUUGAGUCCCUCUGUUUCUGUUUCAUCUGUCGUUUCCUUCCUAGUACUUUCCUACGACAUACUGACAUGUAAGUCCACAAUCCAAUCCGGUCCCCAUAUGUUCCAUCCAGCCAUUCGUUCUUUGUUUGGUGUG